Messenger RNA from Theobroma cacao (cacao), 905 nucleotides. RefSeq lists its product as uncharacterized. Lineage: Eukaryota; Viridiplantae; Streptophyta; Magnoliopsida; Malvales; Malvaceae. The record is from RefSeq and is a predicted model, not a curated record.
CACACUUAUACCAAAUUUAUCACCCUCUUCAAUCUCUCAUCCAUCUCCCGCUUCUCUCUUUCUCCAUUUUCCUUUCUCUGGAGAAAAGAACUAGAGAGAAACUGGAUCAAAGUAAGAAAGGUCAGUCAUGGAAGGUAUUUCUGCGACCAUGUACAAGGGAUUGAGAGGGUACUGGAAGAGGAGAGGCUACGUCAAGCUCAAUGGUUCGGGACGACGGACACGGCGGAACAGGGUGGAGCUUGGUUCCACGCGGCGGAGGAGGUUCUGGAGGAUCAGGGUCAAGGCGAAGCUGAGGAUACCUUCACCCAAGAAAUUCUUUGUUUGGCUACGUGAUGCCUACGUGAAGAUGAUGCUGGGGUUCGCCAACUCCAGGAUGAUUAAUACUGGCUACGGAGGAGCCAUAGGUGAUGGGAUUGCUGCCUUCGGGAAGGGUCCGAUGAAAGAGUAUGAUGAGAAAGUGAUCGUUGAGAUCUACAAAUCCUUGGUGAUGGGGCAAGGUCAGCUGGUGCCUAGGGAGGCAGGGAAGCUUAGCUCUGCAAUUAUUUGUCAACGGUAAAAAAGAGAAAAGUGAGAAAAGCUGAAAAGGGUUUUUACAUCUGGUCAUUUUCGCCACAAACUUGGUGGUGGAAGGAAUUAAAGUUCAUGGAAAUUAGGCAAGGAUCAAUUCCCAAAGAAAAUAAAAAAAAAUCAUCUAUUAAUUUUUUGCUCUUAAAUGUGAUUUUAAUGUUGUUCUUGUCUUUGUGAUUUGAAACCAGUAACUUGCUUAGUUUGGCAAAAAGCUGUUAAAGUCACCUAACUACUUGUCUGGGACGAAAAAUGGAUUUUAAUAGGGGAAGCAUCAUUUGAGCUUGUCAACAAUUUUUUAUUGAAUUAAGCAUAAUUAAGUUCUAUGCGUAUUUCAUCAA